AAAUUCAAAGAAGGACUAGUUUGUUCCCACAUUGCGAAGUUUCCUUCUCUCUGAAAUUUCGAGGGUUUCUGUUAAUUCUUCGUCUGGUGGAUCGGCAAUUCGGGACCAGUUAGCCAUGUUCAGAUUCUGGGGAUCACAAGAGCAACAAUCACAGGAUGGUUCCUCGCAGUCACAGUCGUGGUAUCCACCAUCAGUGGUAAGUUCACCAAGUUCGUCUAGGCCUGCUACACCAUCUGGAUCUUCUUCUUCAUUACCGCAUAGGCCUUCUUCUCAUGUUCCGCCCUCCGAAGCCGCCGGAGUCAUUGCUGUUUUGAAGGACAAGAGUGUUGAUGAGUUGCGGAAGCUUUUAUCUGACAAAGAUGCAUACCAGCAGUUUUUACAUUCGCUUGAUCAGGUCAAGAUUCAAACUAAUCUGAAAGAUGAACUUUGCAAGGAGAAUUUGCAGCUUGCAGAGGAAAAUCUUCAAAAGGAGCCUCGUAUCAUGGAACUUAGGAAUCAAUGUAGAAUAAUUCGGACAACUGAGUUAGCUGCCGCUAAAGAGAAACUAAAUGAGCUUGAAAAGCAGAAAGAAGAAAUGUUGAAACUGAAUUCACCAGCGUCUCUUGUCCAGAGGAUUCAAGAGUCUGCAAAUAAGACUGAAGAGGAAUCUGACAAUCUACACCAGCAUUUCCUUGACGGAGAGAUUGAUCUUGGGGCUUUCUUGCAAAAGUACAAGAAGCUACGUACUACUUACCACAAAAAGACUCUCAUACAUCUUGCUGCUAAAACAUCAACUGUAUGAGCGCCAAUUAUCAAAUAUUAAGAAAGUAACUUGUAUUGGCAAGUACAUAUUUGAUUUUUGAUUCAUUAUUGUCAAUAGUUGAUAUUGGUCAAGGAUACUUGCCUCCUAUUAUACAAAGUUGCGGUCGCUGGGAUACAGCAAUCUACUAUUAAUGAGAUUGUUCGUAUAUGUACAGCCUGUGAUUGUUCAUUCCAGUCACAUUCUCGAGUGGUUUCAACGCCAGAGAUGAGGUAUGUACUCGUAUGCAGACCUUCAACACUAUUUGUAUGAACUCUGAAGUACAUGCCAAGAUCACCAUCGCUGAUAUAGGAUUUUACUGUUGUAUUGUAAAAUAUAAAACAGAUUCUCCUUUUCUUUGGGAGCAACUACAAGUUUAUCAGAACCCAUUUUAUGUUAAA
Vigna angularis (adzuki bean) is the source of this 1179-nucleotide messenger RNA. RefSeq names its product vacuolar protein-sorting-associated protein 37 homolog 1. Gene Ontology annotation, biological process: ubiquitin-dependent protein catabolic process via the multivesicular body sorting pathway; protein targeting to membrane; protein targeting to vacuole. Lineage: Eukaryota; Viridiplantae; Streptophyta; Magnoliopsida; Fabales; Fabaceae. Gene Ontology annotation, cellular component: ESCRT I complex. Bases 116 to 781 code for a protein of 221 amino acids. The record is from RefSeq and is a predicted model, not a curated record. The transcript has 7 exons.